AUGCGUGUUUCUGUCUCCUGCGAUGCCUGUAGACAGGCCAAGGUCAAGUGCGUGCACGACGGAAGCCCGCCUUGUCGUCGGUGUCAGCGUUUGAGCCGGCAUCCGUGUCACCUGACUGAGCCUCGCUCUCGCUCCUCGCUCUCACUCUCUUCGCUUUCCCCUCGACGGACCCCGCGAGCUCAACGAACACGACCAACACCAAUUUCAUCAAUUCCAUCGAUUCCAUCAAAUUCAUCAAUUCUACCAGAUCCUUCGCAUCGUUCAGACUCAUCGAACCCAUCGAAUUCAUUGAAUUCUUCAAAUUUAUCGUCUUCGCGAGCAGAAACACCCUUCUCCUCUCUUCGAUCAACAACGCUUAUUGCCGCCUGCGACCUCUACCGCAGGAAAUUCCCCGUUGUCAACUUCUUGCACUACCCAUCUCUGAUUGCUGACCUUGCCCGCGAUGCCGCGACUGUUGAGCCCGUCUUCCUGGCGGCUCUUCUCUCGCUCUGUGCUCGCUUCAUGAGCGAUCCAGCUCUGAGGCCGUCAGAGACAUACGCGGAAUAUGCCCGCACCCAGCUGGCUCAUCGUUCCUUCGAGUCGCCCUCUCUCCCGCUCGCGCAGUCGCUCGUUAUGAUCUCGUUGUAUGAAUGGGGCACUGGCCGGCCGUAUCGGGCGUGGAUGUACAGCGGAAUGGCCACGUAUAUGAUCCAAUCGCUGCUGAAGACGGCCGACGAUCAUAUGGAACACUUGCCAGAAGACUUUCACACGCAUGCAGAUACCCGAAUCGCUUACGAACAGCUCGUCCGGACGUACUGGUGUUGUUUCGCGCAGGACUGCGAGCUGAGCUCUGGCGCGCGACAGCAUUUUGCCCUCUCUUUUCGCCAGAUCUCGGUACCCCUGCCGAUGCGUGACUCAGAUUUCAAUUUCGGCCAAGCUGCUCAGAGACUGACGCCGGCGGAUAUAAACGGCGCUGUUGCGGGGGGAGUCCGGUUGGGAAUCGAGCAUGGGUUAACAAUCGUGACACGCGGGUUUGAUAUCUUCGUGCGGAUCCUGCGUUUUGCGAACGAGAGCCGGCGUGACCGUGCUCGUGGGGCAGUGCGGUCGUCGGCGUCAAUGUGGGCGUCAUUAAAGGAGGAGCUGGAUGAAUGGAGGGCUUUACAGGAUACUACGGUCCGGUAUCCGGAGACCAGUGCACCCGCUCAUGUUGCGCUUGGGUACGGAGAGCUGUUUGCGUACAUUAACCUGGUAUACUUCAUGAGCAUCCUCUUCCUCGACCGCGACCGAUUCCUCGCCAGCCCCAGAACCCCUGACAGCUCAGGCCAACUGGAUUCUGAUGGCGACACGAUCGACCGUCUCUUUGCGACUGCACAGCACAUUGGAGCGAUCCUCUCGUCCCUAGAGAGCUGCGCAACGCCCGUCAUUACCCCUUAUGCGGGGUUCAGCGUUUUCGUUGCCGCGCAUAUCAACAUGUACGGUACGGUGUCUCCGACACGCUACCCCGGCGGACUCGAGCGCGCAGAGCAGGAGAAGAAGUCGAACCUCGAAUACCUAGAACGGCUGUGUCGGUUCUGGGAUGUAGGGACCAGCUGGUGGCGCACCCUGCAAGAGGCAAACCGGUUCUACGAGAGCGCGCGCUCACACCAGGGCCUGGAGUCGCAAUCUAGUGACCAUCUGACUCUGGCUGGAACAUUUGACGAGUACGGCGAUAUCCGUAUCUCCCGGCCGGAUCAUUCGACCUCCACUUCCCGAGGAGGCACCUCGCCCGUCGAGCACGGUGCCCCCACGGCGGUCAGAAACAGGGGAAACUCAGUCCUGGAUGCCGAGCAGGGUGCGCCGGGUGUCUACGAUCUAGAGGCAGAGAUGAUGCAGUGGCCUUUUCUCGACGAGAACUGGUCCGUGGGAUUUGCGACGGGGUACGAGAAUACUUGGCCAGGGCUGGGCUAA
Molecule: messenger RNA, 1926 nt
Organism: Aspergillus nidulans FGSC A4
Lineage: Eukaryota; Fungi; Ascomycota; Eurotiomycetes; Eurotiales; Aspergillaceae
Product: transcription factor domain-containing protein
Exons: 2
Coding region: 1-1926 (641 amino acids)
Biological process (GO): DNA-templated transcription; regulation of DNA-templated transcription; regulation of transcription by RNA polymerase II
Cellular component (GO): nucleus
Molecular function (GO): zinc ion binding; DNA-binding transcription factor activity, RNA polymerase II-specific; DNA binding
Source: RefSeq, a predicted model, not a curated record